Molecule: messenger RNA, 1338 nt
Organism: Geosmithia morbida
Lineage: Eukaryota; Fungi; Ascomycota; Sordariomycetes; Hypocreales; Bionectriaceae
Product: adenylosuccinate synthase
Exons: 10
Coding region: 1-1338 (445 amino acids)
Biological process (GO): IMP metabolic process; 'de novo' AMP biosynthetic process
Cellular component (GO): cytoplasm
Molecular function (GO): GTP binding; adenylosuccinate synthase activity
Source: RefSeq, a predicted model, not a curated record
AUGGCCAUCACCGUUAUUCUAGGCUCCCAAUGGGGAGACGAGGGCAAAGGCAAACUCACCGACAUCCUUGCCCCCGAGGCGCAGCUCUGCGCGCGAGCCGCUCCCUUAUCCCAAGGCCGACGAGUUCUCAUCCUUAUGAAUAGCUUCCACCUACUGCCGUCCGGCCUCAUCAACCCGAGAUGCAUGAACUUCAUCGGCUCGGGUGUCGUCUUCCACGUCCCCAGCUUCUUCAAGGAGCUGCAGGAGCUCGAGGACAAGGGUCUCCCCUCUGUCCAUGACCGUAUCCUCGUUUCCGACCGAGUGCACAUCGAUCUCCAGAUGCAUGUGGCGGUCGAUGGCCUUGAAGAGAGGGAACUCGGAGAGGGAAAGAUUGGCACCACCAACAGGGGAAUUGGCCCUUCGUAUUCCGCCAAGGCCGGAAAGAAGAAGAACAAGGAUGGGAGGAAAGCCAUGCUGACCCUUGCACAGCGCAGUGGAAUCAGGCUGGCUGAGGUCUUCAACCCCAAGCUCUUCGAGACCAAGCUCCGACGACUAGCCGAUGGCUACCGCAAGCGAUACGGAGACCUGUUCGAGUACGACGUCGAGGAGGAGCUCGCCCGUUUCAACGAGUAUAGGCCCAAGCUGGCCAAGUACGCCGUGGAUGGCGUCUCGUUCAUCCGCUCGGCCCAGGAGAGCAACUCGAACAUUCUGGUGGAAGGGGCCAACGCCCUCAUGCUCGACAUCGACUACGGCUCAUACCCGUUUGUCACCUCGUCCAACACUACGCUGGGUGGAAUCAUCAGCGGACUCGCCUUGAACCCCAGGAAUCUAACCGAGAUUGUCGGCGUGGUGAAGGCCUACACAACUCGCGUCGGACAGGGGGCCUUCAAGACCGAGGACACUGGAGAGGCGUGUCGACCGGCCGCAGACGUAGAUGUGGAUGGCUUGGUAAAUCACGACAGCUCUGCUAUGAAUCGCAUGUCGCCUGUUACUGACUCACGUUGCGUACCAGACCUCGUCGUUGUCAAGUACAGCACCUCGAUCAACUGCUACACGGCUCUCAACCUCACAAAGCUGGACGUCCUCGACACUUUCGAGACCAUCAAGAUUGCCAUCGCCUACAAGGUUGACGGCGAGGAGCUCGACUACUACCCCGCCGACCUCGAUACCCUAGACCGCGCCGAGGUCGUCUACCACGAGAUGCCGGGAUGGCAGACACCCACCACCAAUGCCAAGACGUUCUUUGACCUACCCAAGAAGGCUAGGGACUACGUUGAGUACAUUGAGAAGUUUGUGGGAGUCAAGGUCAAGUGGAUUGGCACCGGUCCCGACCGUGAAGCCAUGAUCAAGCGCGCUUGA